Messenger RNA from Triplophysa rosa, 5089 nucleotides. It is a transcript of the gene brsk2a, whose product is annotated as BR serine/threonine kinase 2a. Gene Ontology annotation, cellular component: cytoplasm. The record is from RefSeq and is a predicted model, not a curated record. The coding region runs from base 244 to 2208 and encodes 654 amino acids. NCBI's taxonomy places the organism in Eukaryota, Metazoa, Chordata, Actinopteri, Cypriniformes, Nemacheilidae. Gene Ontology annotation, molecular function: protein serine/threonine kinase activity; tau-protein kinase activity; ATP binding. Gene Ontology annotation, biological process: protein phosphorylation; intracellular signal transduction; microtubule cytoskeleton organization. The transcript is spliced from 19 exons.
CGCACAAGUACCCGCGAUGCCAGUCGGAUCUUAAGCCGCCCGGUUCACUCCGUGAAAAGGAAAGGAGAGAGAGGACACGUUUAAACAGCCCCUUUCCCACCCGAACUGCAGACUGCUGGUGUUAAAGGGGCAGAAGAAAACCACAUCUUUAUUUUGGUAAAGCGCGAGGCAUCCUCGGGCGCAGCGCGGCUAUAAGAGGAUUGCCGGAUCCCAAUAACUGCAACGUGUGUUUAGACGGGAAAAAUGUCAUUGUCUGCGAAAGAAAACAACACAGUCCCACAUGCCAAUUACGUGGGACCGUAUCGUUUAGAAAAGACCCUCGGAAAAGGACAGACAGGUCUCGUAAAGCUCGGCGUGCACUGUGUCACGUGUCAGAAAGUCGCCUUAAAGAUCGUCAAUCGAGAAAAACUCAGCGAAACGGUGUUGAUGAAGGUGGAGCGAGAAAUCGCCAUCCUGAAGCUAAUAGAACACCCACAUGUUUUAAAGUUGCACGACGUCUACGAAAAUAAGAAAUAUUUGUAUUUGGUUUUAGAGCACGUGUCUGGUGGGGAACUCUUCGACUAUUUGGUAAAGAAGGGCAGGUUGACACCCAAAGAAGCCCGGAAGUUUUUCAGACAGAUCAUCUCCGCUCUUGACUUCUGCCACAGUCACUCAAUAUGUCACAGGGACCUGAAGCCAGAAAACCUGUUGCUUGAUGAGAAAAACAACAUUCGGGUCGCAGACUUUGGCAUGGCGUCCCUGCAGGUGGGCGACAGUCUGCUGGAGACCAGCUGUGGGUCGCCUCAUUAUGCCUGUCCUGAAGUCAUCAGAGGUGAGAAGUAUGAUGGAAGGAAAGCAGACGUUUGGAGCUGUGGGGUCAUUCUAUUUGCUCUGUUGGUGGGAGCGUUGCCGUUUGACGAUGAUAAUUUACGAAACUUGUUAGAGAAGGUGAAGCUGGGGGUGUUUCACAUGCCCCACUUCAUUCCGCCCGACUGCCAGAACCUUCUGAGGGGAAUGAUCGAGGUGGAUGCUGGCAAACGGUUAACGCUGGAGCUGAUCCAGAAGCACACGUGGUACAUAGGAGGCAAGAACGAGCCGGAACCGGAGCAGCCGGUGCCCAGGAAGGUGGCGAUCCGCAGCGUGCCCUCAGCAGACGACAUCGACCCAGAUGUUCUGGAUAGCAUGCACUCGCUAGGGUGCUUCCGCGACAAGAAUAAACUGAUGAAGGAUCUGUUGUCAGACGAUGAAAAUCAGGAGAAGAUGAUCUACUUUCUUCUGUUGGAUCGUAAGGAAAGGUACCCCAGCCACGAGGACCAGAACCUUCCCCCACGUAAUGAUAUAGAUCCGCCACGAAAGCGUGUGGAUUCACCCAUGUUGAACAGACACGGCAAGAGGAGGCCGGAGAGGAAAUCCAUGGAGGUGCUGAGCGUUACCGAUGGAGGUUCACCGGUGCCUGCGCGGAGAGCCAUCGAUAUGACACAACAUGGACAGAGGUCACGGUCCAUCAGCGGCGCGUCCUCUGGUCUCUCCACCAGCCCCCUCAGCAGCCCACGGGUGACCCCCCACCCUUCUCCAAGAGGCAGUCCUAUCCCCACCCCCAAAGGAACACCCGUCCACACGCCUAAGGACAGCCCAGCCGGGACGCCCAACCCAACGCCACCACCCAGUCCCUCCAUCGGUGGAAUGCCCUGGAAGACACGCCUCAACUCCAUCAGGAACAGCUUUCUGGGCUCGCCGCGCUUUCACCGCAGGAAAAUGCAAGUUCCCACUCAAGAGGAAAUGUCCAGCCUGACGCCAGAGUCUUCCCCAGAGCUUGCCAAAAAAUCCUGGUUCGGCAACUUCAUCAGCCUCGAAAAAGAGGAGCAGAUCUUCGUGGUCAUAAAGGACAAACCGCUGAGCUCCAUAAAAGCCGACAUCGUCCACGCCUUUCUUUCGAUACCCAGCCUCAGUCACAGCGUCAUCUCUCAGACGAGUUUUCGGGCCGAGUACAAAUCCACCGCCGGUCCCACCGUCUUCCAGAAGCCCGUUAAGUUCCAGGUGGACAUCACCUACACCGAGAGCACAGCGGCCACAAAGGAGAACGGCAUUUAUUCAGUCACCUUCACUUUGCUCUCAGGUCCAAGCCGGCGAUUUAAGCGGGUGGUGGAGACUAUUCAGGCGCAGUUGUUAAGCACAAACGAUCAGCCGGGUGUCCAACAGCUGUCAGGAAUUAUCCAGAAAACGUAUUAAAACUCCGCCCCCAGCUUUCCUGCACAUCCCGUGAUGGACAUUUAUUGACUGAGGGCACUUUUCAUGACCAACUUGCAGGUUACCAUGGAGAAUGACGCUUCAUCCUUUGUCACACUCUUCCCAACCCAGGCUCGCCUCUCGACAAGGAUUAACAUUCAGACACAUUUGUUCCCAUUUACCGACUGUGUGCUCCCCUGCCAUCAUCUCAGCAACCUAACCUGUUCACACCUACACAAACACAGGCUCUGUUCAAAAACCUAGUGCCCUGUCUGCUGAGGUACCUCAAUCCAGUCAAACUCUAGGACACAAACAAAACGUAUCCUUUACAGAGAAAGCAAUCCCAUAAUGCACUGCAGAAAUUCCAUAAUGCAAUGCAAAAAGUUCUGGUACAAAUAAAUCCAUUUAUUUGUACCAAGGCAUAAAGUCUGAGAGAAUUGUUGAUUAAUAAUUUAGAUUAAUUUAAACAGAACAAUAUUACGGAGCCCUGCAUAUGACACGCAGAAAAAAAUAGUCAACGGACUGAACUAGUAAAUUGUGCACAUGAAUGAGUAAAUCAUACCAACAGACUUCUGAAUUGUGCCCAGAAAGGAGUAAAUUAACGGAUCGAACUAGUAAAUCGUGCACAUGAAUUAGUAAAUCGAAGGAACAAAUUAGUAAAUUGAUGGAACAAAUUAUCAAAUCGUUCACACAAACUAGUAAAUUGAGUAAACGAAUCAGUAAAUCAAGGGAACAAACUAGUAAAUCUUGCACUUGAAUUAGUAAAUCGUGGGACCGAAGUUGUAAAUCUUGCCCACAAAUUAAUAAAUCGACGGAUCUAACUAGUAAAUUGUACACACAACUUGAUAAAUCGAAGGAACAAACGAGAAAAUCAUGCGCACAAAUGAGAAAAUUUAGGGAAUUCGUUUUUAAAUUUGCUCUCAGUUUACUUUUCCCAUCCAUGUCAUGUGCAGGGCUCCGUACAGUUUCAUUAAAUAAUAAUAAUAAUAAAAAAAUGAAAUAUCUGUAUUUUUAUGUUGUUAGCUUAGCAUUAAGCUAAAGCCAAACUCUGGAAUCAAUAGACUAGGUAGGCAGUAAACAUCUCACUAGGUUUUGGAAUAGAUCAGUCUGAUCUCACAGACAAACGUAAGUAUUUAAUCAGGUGGCAAUUUCGUAUUCAUUUGUACAAUGUGAUUUUUUUUUUAAAUAAUAAUGAUUACAAAAAAGCAUGAAUAAAUAAUGAAGCUGCUCCCCUAACUCCACCAUCAUUGGGGCAAAAGCAAGUCGCACUAAAACGUACAAAUGAGAUUGUACGAAUUCAUACCAGUUAGCCACCUCGUAAAAUAGUUACAUAUUGCCGUGAGUUUGUGAUGAAUAGACACCCUCACAAUUCCAGAAGUAAGCACACACAACUCUUGGACGUUUGCACUCAAAUUCACGAAGACCAGAGAAGGAAACGGAAAGUUUAAAGACAACUUUGAGAGUUUGUCCUGAGGGGAUGUCGAACUGCAGAUUGUAUUUUUUUCGUGUACAUUCUCUUUUACUUAUGAUUUUUUGUUUGAUGAACUUGAUCUUGAAUUUAUUGCUGCAAAAGGACUGAACGUGACUUUCAGUGCAUUGGGGAUUCUGAAUAGGGUGGGGUGGGGGAAAACAAUUGAAUGAAUUUAUCCUAAUGAAUGAAUCUCUGUUGUACAAAUUGAACAUAAUUCUGUAUAAAUAUAAUGUCUAGAUGUGGUUUAGUUAUGUUGUAGACUGAGAUUUUAAACCUUGUGUUGUCUGUCUUUAUUAUUUUCCAUCUUCUGUAUUUAUUACGUAAUGAAACAAUUUGUUUCUUUUAACUUGUUCAUAUAGAUCCUGAAAUUAAUUUUUUUAUUAGUUUUUUUUCCUCAUAUCUCACUACCAGCAGAUACAAAAAAUGUUGAAUACAUUGUGGAUAUUUUUGUAUUUUUCCUUAUGUUUUAUCUCUGUACUUAUUUAUUACCAUUCAUUAAUAUAUAUAUAUAUAUGAGAACUUGAAUGUUAUUUAUUUAUGACAAUAAUGUGUUUGUUUGCAUCAGGGCAACAGAGUUUUCUUUGUUGAAAGACGUCUUUCUUACGUCUUGAUUUAUGAAAGUACUGUGGGAUCUUUCUUUCCUUCUAGCGUCAAAAAACAAAACAAAAGACUGUGUUAAAAACAAACAAACCAAUCGACAAUAAAGCAAUUUUAACAGUUAUUUAAGAAUGUAGUUUAGCCUCUGCUGGGAGGGAAUGAACUUCUCGAUAUCAAUGUCAGCUUUACAUCAUUGUUUGUGUACAAUGGAUGAGAAAACAAGCUGUUCUUGGAUCAGUUUUGAUGUAUAUAUGCUCUUCUGGCUGUUCCUGCUCUUUGCUUUGACUUGUAUUUCUGUUUGCAUGCACGCGUUUUAUUUGCAUGGCUUUAGCGUAACGAUUUCUCCGAGCUGCUUUCCUUCUGUUGUUUAUCUGAGAAAUGAAGAACGCUCGCCUUUACCCCUGUUUUUACCUCUGUUACUCUCUCUGCACCGUUUGUCAUUUUCUUUCCCCUCUUGACACGUUUCCUAGUAUCUUAUGCACUAACAAUUUGUGCCAGAAGUGAUGCCAAACAGAAGGCGUCGCUCGCUCGCUCGUACCGCAGACAUAGUGUUUGUUUAUGCUUUAUUUUGUCUGUACUGUGUACCUUUAAGAGAAAGGUUUUGAAUGUUUGAAUGACCCCAGUUUACAGACAGCUUAAUGAAACAAUAAUGAAGCAAUACCUGUUUGUUAGAUUUCCUAUUUUGUACAGUUGAACAAAGCGAAAAAUGUUGUCCAUAAAGAGUAGGAACAUGCAUUUAAUGAUGUAAAAAUCCCCUUGUAUUAUAACUGUUAGCAAUUUCAGAGAGAAAAAUGAAUCAAUAAACUCAUUCAGGAA